GCAGAGGCGAGGUGUUCGCGCGCUGUGUGUACGCCGGCGGCCCGACGUGUUCUCCUUCUCUUCCGUAGACUAGUUUCGUAGCAGAGGUGUAGUGUUGUGGCUUUAUGGACGAGCACCAUCACACGGCGACCAGCGGCUCGACCUCGACGGCUGCGAUGAACAACUCGGCUAGCACACCGACCGGUGGUGGCGGCGCAGGUGGAGGUAGCGGUAGCCCGACAGGCGACUCAGUAAAACACGAAGAGGCCCGACUGAACGCAGAUUCUGACGAUGGAUCACAAGCACAGGAUCCAGGAAAGAUGUUCAUCGGUGGUUUGAGCUGGCAAACAACGGCUGAAGGACUUCGCGAUUAUUUUGGUCGUUUUGGCGAGGUUAACGAGUGUAUGGUAAUGCGGGACCCAGCAACGAAACGGGCUAGAGGCUUCGGGUUUAUCACAUUUGUCGAUCCGGCUAGUGUAGAUAGGGUAUUGGCUACAGAAGAACAUGAAUUAGAUGGCAAAAAGAUCGACCCGAAGGUCGCUUUUCCAAAGAGAUCGCAGACAAAGAUGGUUACCAAAACAAAGAAAGUGUUUAUCGGUGGAUUAUCGGCCUCCUCGACCCUUGAGGAUAUGAAGACAUAUUUCGAGCAAUAUGGAAAGGUAGAAGAUGCAAUGCUAAUGUUCGAUAAAGCUACACAACGUCAUAGAGGCUUUGGCUUCAUCACAUUUGACAACGACGAAGUGUCCGACAAAGUCUGUGAGAUACAUUUUCAUGAGAUCAACGGAAAAAUGGUUGAAUGCAAGAAAGCGCAGCCAAAGGAGGUAAUGCUUCCUGUGCAGUUAAACAAAUCACGUGCUGCUGCUGCUCGGAAUCUGUAUGGACUACCACCAGAACAACUGCUUGCAUACGCUACUUAUCUACCUCGAUUCGGGUACGGUAAUCUGCUCUAUCCCAACAUGACUUCAAUGUUCAACCAAGUGCCCGGCUACACCGGUCUACCAUCGUCACCAGGAUCGUCAUCGAGUGCGGCAGCAGCCGUAGCGGCUCGAAAUGCUGCCGGACAACCAUUUGACGCGACCGCGGCUCUCUAUGCAAACCUUGGUGCCGGUCAACCAUUUGGCGACGGUGUAACUGGCGCCGCAGUCAUUAAGGAACAACCAAAAGCAGCAGGUGGUAGCGCCAGAUAUCAGCCGUUUGCGGUCGAGAUGCUCGGCACUCCUCUAUUUGCCCUUCUUCGCUGAUAUUCUACCGUACAUCCAUGAUAUACUUUAUGAACAGCUCACUACUAGCGGUUGACCCACACACGCCAACCAUCACACUUUCAUCAAGAGAAAUCUAACCGUAUACCGUAUCCCCCAAGAGAGAGAGCUAGAAACCCGUUGUUUGAUCCUGCGAAAAUGUGCUCAUCGUUCCAUACAUCAUUACAAAGUACCAGUUCGUUCGUUGGUCGUAGAAGAUUUCGUAGACGUAGGGCUCCAUCUAGUGACCGUGUCAUCAAUCCAAUACAAUCUAAGAACACUUUUUUCUCUCUUCUACCUGCUGUACAUGCAUGCGUCGUUUCAGUCAGUCAUUAUUUGAGUAAGUGUAAGUCAAUCAGUCAUAUGAUUUGACCGUGUACAUUCAGAGUUUUUUCUUCAUUUCAUCUAAUUUUUUUGUCGUCUUCAUUCGCGUACUUUCGCACUACACGUACUAAAUCAAACUAGACGUUUCGUAGUAUGAGUCAGUCGCCUUUUUUGAUUUUUUUGUGUUUUGAACAGUGUUUCUGAGUAUGUUUUGUACUAUUCGUCUGUCUACUACUCGUCUAUAAUAUUCUCUCUAGCGGUUAUAUACAUACAGUAAUCGAGAACUGUAUCCUUCAUAAUUUCCUAAUUUCUUUUUUUUUUCACCACUCAUACGUACUUUCUUGUGAGUUUGGCCACGCGCGCGCGGUUGCGCAGCGUUUGCGUAGCGUGUCGCGUAGCGUUGUGCCACUCACACUCAAAUGUCCCCAUAACGACAGGCCUUCGUGUCCGGUGUGUUUUCUGUGUAUGUUGUUAUACUAUGUUAACGAAUUUUUAUUGAUUUUUUUCCCAUCAAAUCGUGCGUCUUCCACGAAAAUGUUUUUCUUAUGAUAAGCGGUUCUCACAAAGCCCGUAGUGAUUUUCGAAUAUUCUAGCGCUGAACUAUAUUGUUGAUCAUCACACAUAUUGUACUGUAUUUUUACAGUUUCUUUUGUUCACUGCGCUCUCCUCAGACUCCAAAAUCAAUACCGAUCAAUGUACAAUGUUCAUGUAUGCCUGUUAUAUUGUCAUUGUCAUUGUCAAUUGUCACUCAGCAUGCACUCACUACUGUGUUCACACCAAAUAUCCCCCCUCUUCACGGUCCGGUGUAACCCUUACCGUAAUUGCGCGUAUUUUGGUGUGCACUUUGUGUGUCUCUGUUACCUCCUCGAAACACCCGGUCAAUCAUACACAUCUCUGGUGUUUAUGUUAUCUUCUGUCUGUCUGUAAACAAAAUUCGUCCCCCUUCCCCGCCCCUUGUCGCCAAUACUAUUAGCCCUACCCCCUCCACAUAAUCUGCUGUUCAGCUCCUCCUCCCACUCCUCUCUUCCUCCUCCUCCUCCUUCGAGUACCGCCGUCUACGAGUGUGCCCCGCCCAGUCCUUCCUCUACAUGAAUUUGCUAUAUAUAUCCACCAAUUGUGUAUUGCCCAUAUUUUUUCGAUUAUAGAGAAUUUAUGCCGAGCGGGCAACG
This is a messenger RNA of Cylicocyclus nassatus, 2710 nucleotides long. The record is from the annotation of a GenBank genome assembly. NCBI's taxonomy places the organism in Eukaryota, Metazoa, Nematoda, Chromadorea, Rhabditida, Strongylidae.